Molecule: messenger RNA, 771 nt
Organism: Alosa sapidissima (American shad)
Lineage: Eukaryota; Metazoa; Chordata; Actinopteri; Clupeiformes; Clupeidae
Product: cornifelin homolog
Exons: 3
Coding region: 44-538 (164 amino acids)
Source: RefSeq, a predicted model, not a curated record
UCUCUCACACUUGGUUCAGGGUUUAGACACAGAAGCAUCAGCGAUGGCAACAAAUAUGAAUGUGGUUGUUGUGCAGCAACAACAACAGCCUCAGAAUCAGCCUGUCGUGGUGCAGCCUCAGAUUCAGCCUGUUGUGGUGCAGCCUCAGGUUCAGCCUGUUGUCAUGGUCAGGUCCGACUUGUGGAGUACAGGGCUUUGUGACUGCUUUGACGACAUGAGUGCCUGCUGCUGUGCAUUUUGGUGUUUUCCUUGUUUUGCCUGCAUGACAACUGGGGACUUCGAUGAAUUUUGUGGACUGCCUUGUUUUGACUUGUUCAGUUGUGUUCCCCUGGCCGCUUUGUCCUUAAGAUAUGGAGUGAGGAAAAAGUAUGGCAUACAGGGGAGCCUCUGCUCUGACUGUGUAUCUGUAACCUUCUGCAACGUAUGCUCAUGGUGCCAGGUGGCUCGUGAAAUAAAGAGACGCAAGACGACCUUCGUAAUGAUCAGCCCUCAACCCACCGUCAUCCAGAGUCCGGUCAUGCUCGCUAGGGCUAUGUGAUGUGAUGUGGCCGACUACAUCUCUCUUGCUUUCUUUACAGGAAAUGUUUGCCUACUCACUCUCUCUUCCUGCUCUUCCAGUUGUGACAAACGGCAUGGAUUCAAAUGACAAAGAAUCACUGUAGGCUUGGAUCUGUUGCCUUAUCAAAUCCCCCUCCUGUAUUUGCCCACUUGUGGUUACUGACAGGUAUUAUUCCAUACCACAUAAAAACGGAAGCCUAACUGAAUAUAUUG